GCAGAGAGGAGGGAUUUCAUUUCAGUCCUGAACUGUUGCUUUUCACGGGACUCUAAGUCUGGGUUCUGAGUGGAGUAUGUUGGAUUGCUACAAAAACACCUGCUGUGAACUCUUUAGGACUCCUUACCUCAGGCAGAAGAGGAGGAACAGCUCUUCAUAAAGGAACCACUAAUUACUCAUUUGUAGUGGCAAAAACUGAAAUGAAACUGUUUGGAUGUGCAGGUCAGCUCUGUUGACCAGACUGCCUAGUGCAAUGCUGGAAACUAUUGACUGAUGCAGGAGCAAGAGAAAGCAGAAAAUCUCCAAAGACCUGUGUUUAAUAUUUUUCUCUAUUAAGACAGAGGUAAAAUAUUAUUUCUGUUGGUCUGAUUUUGAUAAUUAGUGAACAUUUCUUCUAACAUCAAUUUUACAAUUUUACAAUGUUUUACAGUAACUUGUAAAUUAUUUGCAUGUCUUAAGAAACUGGUAUUUGUCUUAAGCUAAAACAGUAAAUUAGUUAGUUAGUUCAGAAUCUGAAUCAGAAUAAUUUUAUUCGCCAUGUACAGUUACAUGUAUUAGGAAAUUUUCUUGGUGUUUGGUCACAACACAAUGCAUUCAACACGCACAUCACAGACAGCACAACACAAUUAACAUCCUAAUAUACAAAUACUGUACCUAAUCUACAGAUAUACAAAUAUUGCAUCUAAUAUACAAAUAGUUAAAUAAUUAUCUUACUUAAUAAUUUAAGUUAGUUAAAUAAGUAUACGUUCAAAUUCAAGCUUGCAUGAAUCAACACUUGCUAUCAAAUUGGAGCAGUCUUAUAGCCCCUAAUAAGUAUUUAGAGCACCAUGGUUAGCCCAUCUUUUCUACUCCACGUUGUCCUGGCUGCUUUACUUGGGUGUGCCUCACAGGCCCAGGAUGAGGCUUUCACAGAGAUGGCCAUGCAGCUGACCAAUCAGACAGCAGAUCCCACUGUGACAUCAGAGGGAACUCUAAUACUGAGCUCACCUGCAGGAGAAAUAGUGGAGGAAACAGUCCCACCCACAGGUACUCGCUGCCAGGGUUAUUAUGAUGUGAUGGGUCAGUGGGACCCACCAUUUAAUUGCAAUGCAGGUAUCUUCCUGUACUGUUGUGGCACCUGCUUUUACCGGUUCUGCUGCCAGUUCCGUCAGCAACGUCUGGACCAGACCUCAUGCUCCAACUACGAUACACCAAUUUGGGCCAACACAGGUAAACCUGUGGCCACUAUAACUGAUGUACAGUCAGAGCAUGAAAGGGAUCGCACGCAAAUGAUUGUCUACAUAAUCUGUGGUGUGGUGGCCAUCAUGGUUCUGAUAGGCAUCUUCACCAAGCUGGGGUUGGAGAGGAGCCGAGGUGGACAAAAUGACAUCACCAACUCAAGGACUCUGCAGGAGCUACUGAAACAGCCAGGUGGGGAUGUGAGCCAUGUAGAUGGAACCAUUAGCAGCUCCACCACCAUUGGAGCCAAUGGCAUUUCAGCUAGGCUGUUACGCAGCCGCAGUGAGCAAUAUCACCUCAGCAACACAGCAUUCAGCCCAACGGGUGGACUCUCUCAUCCUCAAAGCAACAACAGUGCGCCUGGCCUCACACACAACAAGUACUCCUCACUGAAGGCUGUUGCAGACACGGCCAGCAGAGGUUACUAUAAGAGCUAUCCACUCAUGGACUUUUCUCAAUACCAAACUCUUCCUGCACCAUUUCAACCCAUCCCAGUGCACCAAAAAGACAAGUCCUAUUUCAAUCAAGAGAAGCCCUACAUGCACCAGGCUCUGCCUUCCCAUGAUGUCCACUCUGCACUUUCCAUUUCCAUCCCCACCAACCAACUUGAGAGGAGCUGCAUUCGAAAGACCAGCACUCAUCCCUUACACCUAAGCUCAAGCUUCACAGUAUGUGACUCUGUACCCCGACACGUCCAUCGGCAGACCUCACACCCUGGACACCCCAGUCGCAGGCAGACCUAUGCCAGCAGAAGGCAAUACAGCAUAGAGAUGCUUCCUGAGCUUUUCUCACAGCCCAUGUCCUACGAAGGACGUUCGUCCUAUGCUCACAAACACAAGAGCUUUCAAACCAAUAGCAAAACAGAGGUCACUGUCUAAGAGUCCUCAGCUGUUUCAUUUAAUUCACAGACACACCAGCGAUAUGGCUGUCUUCCCACAGCUGCUUAGCUUUCCAUCAGGUUCCUUCAGCCUCAGUAGUUCAGUCUCUGUCCUCUGGUCCUUAUGUCUCUGCUACAGCACACUGUCCCAAACAUAGAGCUGGGAGGUAAGUGUGCAGCCUGGAACAUUGGAAUGGUCCCAAAAACUACAGUAACUCCACAGGGAUAAUGCAAACAUCACAUUGGCCCUAGGUCUAUCUCCACAGGUGACGACAGUGUGAGUUGAUCAUCAUUUUGUGGACUCUUUAUUGAGAACAUUUAAUCAGAUAACCUCAGGCAGAAGGCAACACUCAGUUUGAGUAGGUGUCGAUCAGCUCUCUUUCAAGGAUGUAUGUAAGAGCACAUUCUCUGUGGGUCUUAUGAGAGAUCUCCUUGUUUUCUUGGGUCAUGUGGUCAGUAAAAGACAGUGCUGAAACAGUCCACAGGUUACAGUAUUACAGAUCACGCACAUUAUAUUAUGUUCAUAAGUACCAUAAAUGAAUACAAGAGAAGUCAGUAACCUCUUUAUUCCUGUUCUUCUAGUCUUAUCUCAGCUCCCCUUUAUGGGAGUCUGAAGCAAUUGAGACCCCACUGUGAUGCUGAGUCGCAUGUUCCUGAACUAUUCUUACACAUCCAGGGAAGGCAUCUCCAAUUACAAUUUCCAUUUGUUGAGCUUAUGAUGCAGAGCAAUAGUCUGGAACUGUGAAAUCUCUUUCCCCUAUGCUUAUGACAAUUUAGCUCAGAGAUCUCUCCAGACCUCUGACAACUGUGACAUUUCAAUUUGCAAGGACAGAUGAUGAAUCAUGUUGCUCCAUUAUUAAAUACAACUUAUGCAAAGGUGAAAUGGUGAAAUCAUCAGUUUAUUACCAGGAUUAGUAUGGCGUGUGCAUCGCUGCCCUAAACCAACACUAACUCACCUGUUAUGGUGGACUAGAAUCUGUCAAGAUGAUCCUGAAUUUUAGGGAUAGGCUGGUGGAGAGACAAAGGUAAAGAUUGCUCAUAGAUUUCUGCAUUUCAAGCACAUUUUAUCUACAACAAAGUAUAAUGUUAUAUAAAUAUAAAAUGUGUGUGUGUGGUUGUAGUAUUCAGAAUAUAUAAAUUAUAAAGUGCUUCCAAUUAUCCCCAGUAUUAGCAUUUGCUCAGACCUUCUAACUCUGUGAACAUCACAUUUGUGCACUUUUGUAAUCUUACAUUUACAUUUCAUUAUUCUGUACUCUACACAUGAAUUUGUGAUUUGUGUGGGGAGCAUUUGAAUGACAGAUUAUGAUACAUUUGUAAAGCAAAUUUGUAAGAGAUGUAUGUACAUGUACUAAUAUGUUGUGUUGCACUGUAUACCUUUAGAAAAUUUAGAACCUUUAAAGGUUCUUUGGUUGUCCAUUUGGGGGAAACUUUGGUUUCAAAGGUUUCCAAGUAGAACUCCUUUUUGGAAGAUAAAACCCUUAAUUAUCCAGUGACCCCUAAAAGAACCCUUGCAGUACCAUUUUCCCCCUAAGCGUGUAAAUGUAUCUGUUAUGUAUAUACUAUUAUUAUAUUAAUUAUCUUUUAAUUUAAAAGGGCUUUUCAGAAGAAUUAAGAAUAAAGAUCUUGUAUGCAAUCCUAUUAGCCAAAGUAGUAAUAUCUAGAGGUACAAUAUUUGCACUGAAUGCUUAGAGGAGGACAGUGUUGACAUGACAAUUUAGAAAUUAUAGAAACUGAAAAUGUUUGUAAUGCCACAAAAACAAAGACAGAAUGCAAGGGGGUUUUGUGGUAAAGUUUAGUAAUUGGUCUGAAAAUGUCAAAAGAAGGGCACCACACAGUGCAGUGAAUCGUGUAACAAAAUCAAUUUUGCUCUUAAAAGGUCAGAUCUCUGCCUAAUCCCUCUACCAAUGACUAAAUACCUGUUUGAAUACUACAGUUACCCAUAGUGUAGAAUGUAUCAGUCUGAGCAUUUCUGUGCAGAAUGUGAACUCAGAAAUAUCUGUAUAACAAAUAUACUAAUCAUGGUUA
Molecule: messenger RNA, 4120 nt
Organism: Pangasianodon hypophthalmus (striped catfish)
Lineage: Eukaryota; Metazoa; Chordata; Actinopteri; Siluriformes; Pangasiidae
Gene: shisa8b
Product: shisa family member 8b
Exons: 4
Coding region: 828-2096 (422 amino acids)
Biological process (GO): regulation of short-term neuronal synaptic plasticity; regulation of AMPA receptor activity
Cellular component (GO): postsynaptic membrane; AMPA glutamate receptor complex; postsynaptic density
Source: RefSeq, a predicted model, not a curated record